AAAAUUAAUUUAAUAAAUGAAAAAUUUUAGAAGAAUUCCGAUUCUACAUCUGGAUCCUUGGUACAGAUGCAGAUGGAAAAAAAUGAUGGAUCCAAUAUUCUUCUUGAUGAAUUCAAAAAAUUAAAAAACUAUUCUAAGCUAUCAGUCAAUUUCACUUCGUGUUCAUACCUCCACUUCUCGAAAUUAAUUUUUUUUUCUCUUCCUUACAGAUGGAUGGCUGACUUUUUAUGUUAUUUACCGUAAGCCUCAACAGCGAAAUUCAACAAAAGCAACAGGCUCAAACAAAAUGAUCAACAGUGAAAUCGAUAACCGCCUAGGCAGCGGUGAAGACCUUCAACAGUACGAAAACAACUCCUCCGCCGAGGAUAACUCCAACCGCUCAAGACUUCCAACAACAACCUCACCUGCCCACCGAUCGUCGACCGCAAUGGAUUCGACAUCCUGCCAUCAGAGUAUUAGCUGUUGUAGCUGCUGUAGAACAAGUAGCUGUAGCUGCGGCUGUAGUCGACACAAUUUCCUCAGGCGGCAACGAUGGCACUGUUCAAGCAGCAGCAGCUUAGCCAAUCGGUGUUCCUUGCUCAUAGCUCUCGUAGCGACUUCUCUAGUGUUAAGUUGUUCGAUGGCCCUGCCACAUUCUUCGCAUCAUUCUUCGACGACGACGUUUGGAUCGUCCGGAAGUAGUAGCAGUAGUAGUAAUAGCAGAUCUUCGACUGGUAGCAGCAGUAGUAGUACAAAAAGUUUAGGGGUCUACAUGAUCCGAUCACCGGAAUCGACGACGGCUCCGGCCGGUGAUGAGGUACUGUUUGAGUGUGAACUAAAUCUAAUACCGGAGCGUCUGGAGUGGCGGUUUCGGCCUCAAGAUCGACCCGGGAACCGGGAGGACUACAGCUAUCUCAAUAAACAUGAACACAACGUGAGUACAAGCGAAGGCACCUACAAACUUCACGUUUACGUCAACUCGAAAACGAUCGGCGAGUAUCAGUGCGUGGCGUGGUUUGGUGCCUCAGCAAUCGCCUCGAUCCCAGCCCGGCUAACCCUAGCCUCGAUCAGCCUGGACAGUAAUAGUAUUAACAGUGGCACCAGCACCAGCAGUAUUAGCGAUUAUGGAAGACGACCUGAUCAAGUGCCGACCAUGAUGCGCAGGGUCUUCUCCCAGCCUCAGCAGCGACUACGAAUCUCUCCGGGAAAUAGUAUUAUCAUCAAGUGUGGUGAAGUGGCGUCCAAUCCACCGGCCAUCUGGAGCUAUUACAAAGACGAAAAGGCCAUCCCAGCUGAUGCUCAUCAGCUACCAUCCGGUGGUCUGAUUUUAUCCCAGCUAAAUCCAUCGGAUUCAGGAACAUACCGUUGUUCUGCCGUCAACACAAUCACCGGGACCGAAUUAAAACUUCCCCAGAAGACAACUAUUAUGAUCGAGUACACACCUCGAGCGCCACCGAUGGCGAUCUACAAGCCGCAGAACGUGUCCGCUACUCCGGGAUCGGUGGCUUUGCUGGAAUGUCCAGGCAUUGCGAAUCCGAUUCCCCAUCCUUCGUGGUUCAGGAGAGAUGGAUUGGCCAUCAGCGAUCACUCCCAAAUACUACCCUUUGGGUUGCAGAUUGAUGACGUCAGUCCUGCGGAUCAGGGCGAGUACAUGUGCCGGAUGGAUAACGGAGUGGAGCCGGCCCUGGUUCAUGUGAUCAAGUUGACUGUGCUGGAACCUCCGAAGAUCGUUGAACCUCCGAAGCCGACGCUUACGAAUGAGAGCGAUAGCUUAGAGCUAGAGUGUAUAGCCAAGGGUUCACCAGCUCCGGACAUUUACUGGAUGAUCAAUGGGGAUUAUACCAAGUGGGAUCCGCUGAUAAAGGCUAAUGGAUCGAAGCUGCUGAUCAAGUCAGUUGAGAAGAAGCAUGCCGGUAUUGUUCAGUGUUUCGCGAGGAAUGAAGUGGGUGAGACUAGCGAGGGAAAUUUGCUGCAGGUCAAUCCCAAACAGAUCCCCGGGGGUGUUGAAUCAUCUCCUCUUGGGUCGGUACCUUCUGGGAAGCAAUCCGGAGGAGAGCAUGGCGGAAAACGAGGAGGAAAAGGUGGAAAGAAACACAAACAUUUGGUUAUGAUCCCACCUUCAAGGCCAAAUAUCACCCGGCUCUCGGACGAAUCGGUGAUGGUGCGGUGGCUGGUCCCUUCGAGUGACGGCCUUCCGAUUCAGUUCUUCAAGGUUCAGUACCGGAUGCUGGGAGACCCCUCGAAAAACAUCGCCCGGACCCAGUGGAUGACCGAAAACGAAGACAUCCCACCGUACACCCGAUCCUACGAGGUCAACGGACUCAAAUCGGACCACUUCUAUCGGUUCCGGAUAGUGGCCGUCUACUCGAACAACGACAACAAGGAAGGUGCCGCCUCCGGAAAGUUCCACCUCCAAAAGGAAUCUCAGCUGGGUCACCCCAAGAACCAUCUCCUCGCUCCAACGCUCACUCGGAUUGAACCGGUCUCUCAACAUGCGAUCGUCCUCCAUUGGCAGUUUCCGCAACAUCUGCCACAUCCCAUCGAUGGGUUCUACGCGUACUACCGACCCGCUACCACGGCCGGGGAGUACUCGAAGGCUACCGUGGAUUCAGCAACCUCUCGCCAUUUCAAGAUCGAUCAUCUGGAACCGGGAACGGCGUACGAGUUCAAGCUGCAGUCAUUCACGGCGGCAGCGGCUUCUGAUUUUAGUGCCAUCCUUACCGGGAAAACGCUUAAGCCACCGACGCCGGCUACGCUGGCCCCGACGGUUCUUUCUCCGUCGGAAGUUGGAGACGGGACUAGUGAGGUUCCGAACUACGUUUACAUGGGUGUCGGAGGUUUUGUGUUGGUGCUUGGCGGAAUUAUUCUGUGCUGCUGCUGCUGUGUGGCAUGCAAGAAAAAGCGGGGACCCGGUGUUGACGAACCGGACACCAAAUCGCACAUCCAGGUCGAACAGAACGGCUAUCCGGGAUCCGGAAUGACGAACGGUGGACCCCGAUCGCACCACCACAAGGCCCGAAACGGAAUCACAACCCGGAUGAACAUCACGCCCAACCCGUUGGCCCAGGAUGGUGAUAAGAAUCGCAAUGUGAUGGAGCUGCGCUUCCUGCCUCCCUCCUCGAUGAUGAUGGUGACGUCGUCGGCAGGUCCACCCGCCGAUUGUGGCAGCCUGUCCUCAUCCGUCGGGAGUCUCCCCGGUGGUCCAAUUGGUGUUGGUGGUGGUGGUGGUGGUAUUGGUGUUGGUGGGGGUAGCUUUUCCACAUCCUCCUGUGGCAGCGGCGGUGGCGGUACAAUGACCAUGACCAACAACAACAACAACAACGGAUCUUACCCUAAUACUAAUAACAACAAUCACCAUCACAACAACUCUCCGCAUCAUCCCGCACAUCACCAUCAUCCGCAUCAUUACAACCAUCAUCAACAGCAUCAGAUCCAGCAUCAUCAGCUGACGAAUCAGACGGUGAUCAAUGGGAAUGGGCCGAUGGCAGUUGGAGUGGUUGGAGUGGCCGGUCCGGAACAUCUGAUGCUGGCCUCGAUGCCCCACCGGAGAACUUUGGAGCGGAGCAUGCGCAAUCUACACCAUGGGCAUGGACACGGGCAGCAUGGCGUAGGCAUGAACGGGGGAGGUUCGGUCGUUCCGCUGGACCAGCAGAAGAUGAUGCUGGAUGCGGGGGAUUGCGGCGUCACCACUACAGUAGGGGCCGGAGUUGGAAUCGUCCUCGGGCCGUCUCGAAACAACUCGUCCAUCCGAAGGACUCGGCGAGGGUCCGGAUCGGUUCCGGGAAGUCCGCGGGUAGGUCGCGGUCCCAGUGCCGAACUGCUGCAGCACAAUCGAUCGCCGAUGCCAAUUCGGGCGGCGGCCAGCGGUGUCAAGCGGGCGGCUCGACUAGGCCGUGCCGAAAAUAUGUCCUCGGGCAGUUUGAACAGUAUUGAAGUUUGAAAAUGGGAGAGGGACGACGGAAGGUAGCUAUCAAUCGAGGUAAGAAAUUUGUACGCUUUUAUCUUUGGUUCAAAUCUACAAACUUCAUUUUUCAAAAUAACGAAUUAAGAAGAAAGAGAGAAAAAAAAUCAUAUUUUUGAUGCAAUAAGAGAAUCCUUCUACAGGAUCCACCUACUGAAUCUAUCUCCUAUCUAAGCAUACAAAAAAAAAUCUUCUAUCUACUUAACUGAGAUUUAAAGUUCAGAAUGCAAAUUCAGGAUUAACAACCCAGCAAUACGGACACAACUCAGAAGUAAGAACUUAGAUUGAAGAAUUCAGAAAUUGAAAACAAAAAGUAUUGAGACUAAAGAGCUCAGAACAAAGGCUUCACAAUUUCAAAAUUAAUAAAAAAAAAAAACAAAUCAAUAACCUCGAAAUGAAAAAAUAAAAAUCCAAGGUAAAAAUUGACAAAUUAAAAUUGUAAAAUGCGAACUCAGAAUUGCGAAUUUUGUAUUGAGAGUUUGAAAAAGGAAUGCAAAAUUGAGAGUAAGGAAUCCAGAAUAGAUCUCAGAAACCGAAGUUAGGAAUUAAGAAUACAGAAAAAAAAAUGAACAGAACUGUAAAGUUCAGAAUUGAGAAUUCAGAAUUGAGAGAAUUCAGAAUUGUGAAAAUUCAGAAUUGAGAAUUGAAAAAUCAGAAUAAAAAAUAUCAGAAUUGAGAGAAUUAAGGAUUGAGAAUCGAGAGUUCGGAAUUGAGAAUUGGGAAUUCAGAGUUGAGAAUUUAGAACUCAGAAUUGAAAAUUCUGAUAUUAAAUUGAUAGUUCAGAAAUGAAAAUAAAGAAUUGAGAAGCAAAAUUUGAAAAAUUCUGGAUAAAGAAUUCAGCAUUCAGAAUUUAGAAUUCCAAACAAUUCAGAAUUGAGAAAUCAGAUUUUAAAAUUCCAAAUUAAGAACUCAGAAUUGAGAACUCAGAAUUGAGAACUCAGAAUUGAGAAUUCAGAAUUGAAAUUCAGGAUUGGGAAUCAAAAUUUAGAAUUUUGAAUUUAGCAUUCAGAAUUGAAAAUUCAGAAUUGAGAAUUCAGAACUGAAAAUUCCAAAUAGAUAAUUCCAAAUUGAAAAAUCUGAAUUGAGGAUUCAGAAUUGAGAAUUUGAAAUGGAGAAUCCAAAGUUAAGAAUUCCAAAUUGAGAAUUCAGAAUUGAGAAUUCAGA
Molecule: messenger RNA, 5104 nt
Organism: Uranotaenia lowii
Lineage: Eukaryota; Metazoa; Arthropoda; Insecta; Diptera; Culicidae
Product: interference hedgehog-like
Exons: 8
Coding region: 287-3919 (1210 amino acids)
Biological process (GO): axon guidance; cell-cell adhesion
Cellular component (GO): axon; plasma membrane
Molecular function (GO): protein binding
Source: RefSeq, a predicted model, not a curated record